Molecule: messenger RNA, 1839 nt
Organism: Vanrija pseudolonga
Lineage: Eukaryota; Fungi; Basidiomycota; Tremellomycetes; Trichosporonales; Trichosporonaceae
Gene: penE
Product: Pentalenolactone D synthase
Exons: 1
Coding region: 1-1839 (612 amino acids)
Molecular function (GO): N,N-dimethylaniline monooxygenase activity; flavin adenine dinucleotide binding; NADP binding
Source: RefSeq, a predicted model, not a curated record
AUGACUAUUGAGAACCUCGACGGCGAGCAGCUUCGCCAGAAGUAUGCCGAGGAGCGCGAUAAGCGACUGCAGGCCCCAGCCGGGCGCAAGUUCAAGCGGCUUGAGCAGCCCGGCCACGUCGUCGACCUGCACCUGCCCGUGCAGCCGCGCGAGCCUGUUAAGGACAGCGUCGACUUUACGUUUGUCGGCGGUGGCUUCUCGGGCCUCAUCACGAGCGCGCGCGUCAAAGAGGCCGUGCCGAACGCCAACAUCCGCAUCCUCGACCAGGCGGGCGACUUUGGCGGCGUGUGGUACUGGAACCGGUACCCCGGCGCCAUGUGCGACACGGCAGCCAUGGUCUACAUGCCCCUGCUCGAAGAGACGGGCCACAUGCCGACGCGCAAGUACGCCAUGGGCCCCGAGAUCCACGAGCACACGCGCCGCAUCGGCCGCCACUACGACCUGUACAAGCAUGCCUUGUUCCACACUGCCGUGACUGCCGUGUCGUGGGACGCCGACCUCAAGCGCUGGCGCGUGCAGACGAACCGCGGAGACGACUUUACGACCAAGUACCUCACGGUCGGGACGGGCCCGCUCACCGUCGCGCAGCUGCCCGAUAUCCCCGGCAUCGACAGCUUCAAGGGCAAGGCGUUCCACACCUCGCGGUGGGAGUACGAGUUCACUGGUGGCGACCGGUCCGGCGCGCCGCUCACCGGCCUUGCGGACAAGCGCGUCGCCAUCAUUGGCACGGGCGCGACCGCCAUCCAGUGCAUCCCCGAGCUGGCAAAGUACGCCAAGGAGCUGCUCGUGUUCCAGCGCACGCCGUCGGCCGUCGAUAUCCGCAACAACCACGAUAUCGACCCCGAGUGGUUCAGCAAGGUAGCGGCCGAGCCCGGAUGGCAGCAGCGCUGGCUCGACAACUUUACGUCGAUCUGGGCGUUGACUGGUGGCCGACCUGCUGAGAUUAUGCAGAAGUACGACGACCUGGUGAAAGAUGGGUGGUCAGAGCUCGCGCUGCGCAUCCAGUCGGUUUUCUUGUCCCUCAAGCCCGAGGAGCGUAACCCCCAGGGCGUGAUGCUGGCCAUUGAGCGGAGCGACGACGAGACGACGAGCCGCAUCCGUGCGCGUGUCGACGAGGUGGUGACGGCCGACCCUGCCGCAGCCGAGGGACUCAAGGCAUGGUACCGCCAGCUGUGCAAGCGCCCUACCUUCCACGACGAGUACUUGCAGUGCUUCAACCGGCCUAAUGUUACUCUCAUCGACACGGACGGACAGGGCGUGGACCGAAUCACGCCGACGGGCCUGCACGCCCUCGGCAAGGACUAUGACGUCGACGUGAUCAUCUACGCGAGCGGGUUCGAGUUCCAGAACACGAGCUUCACCUCGCGUCUCGGAUUCGAGAUCACCGGACCGGAGGGGACACUCACCGACGCGUGGGCGGACGGGAUGCGCUCGCUGCACGGACGCCAGACGAAGGGCUUCCCCAACCUCUUCCUGACGCAACUUGCGCAGGCGGCACGCUUUGCAGCCAACGUGCCUGCCAACUUCCUCGAGUCGGCGCGCGCGAUUGCCGGAGUCGUCAAGUACAUGGAGGAGAACGGCAAGCAGACGAUCGACGUGAGCAAGGAGGCCGAGGACGCGUGGUUCGACCUCAUCGUGUCCGCCGCGCCUAGGGCGCAGCGCGACGAGUGCACGCCCGGCCACUACAACAACGAGGGCAAGAUCACGCUCGACAAGCCGAGCCCGAGCGGCAUGGGGUCCGGAUACCCGGGCGGACCCGUAGCCUUCUUCCAGCUCCAGCGGGACUGGACCAAGCGCGGGCUCGAGACGGGCGAGUUUGAGGGCACCGUCGUGGCGUAG